Molecule: messenger RNA, 1359 nt
Organism: Nicrophorus vespilloides
Lineage: Eukaryota; Metazoa; Arthropoda; Insecta; Coleoptera; Silphidae
Product: growth hormone-regulated TBC protein 1-A
Exons: 3
Coding region: 315-1298 (327 amino acids)
Source: RefSeq, a predicted model, not a curated record
ACAUAAAAUGGUGUUAGGUAGAAUAUAUUUCUCUGCUUAAGAAUAUCCUUUUUUGGUUCAUAAAUAUAAUGUGCUCAUUGCAAAGUACAUGAACCGUAACAACUACAAAACAUACAUAACAAUUCAACGGUACGAUGGUGGAUUACAGUAGUUUGUUUCAUUAAAAAAUCCUAUUAUUUGUACAAGUUAGUGAAAUGAGUCAUUUUGUUGUUAUGUGAAAAUUACUUAUAUUUUUGAAUGAAAACCAUGCUAGUGAAUUACAUUACUAUAUUGAAAUAUAUAUAAUUCUGUAUAUGAAGAUUACCAAUUAGAAGAUGGCUGUUGCAACUUUUAGUCAAAUUGAUGAAUAUGGGUUUGAAAGGCCAACAACUUUUGAUUAUAAAACAUAUGAAGAUUUUAUGUCAAAGUACUUACGUAUUCUAGCCAGAAGAUCAAAGAGAUGGGAGGAACUAAAAGAAAGUGAGAAAACAAGAAGAACAAAUAUUUUAAAAAGAUUUGUGAGAAAGGGCAUACCCAUAACAAGAAGACCUAUAGUAUGGAUGUCAAUAUCUGGUGGACAGCAAGCAAGAGAACAAAGCAACUAUACAUAUCUGCAACUAAAAGAGAGAAUCAGUAAUGCAUCUAUAAAUGAAACUAUAGAGAUUGAUUUGCCUCGUACAUUUCCUGAUAAUAUUUAUUUUACCAAAGAGAAUAUUUUGCCAAGACAAUUAUUUAAUAUUUUAUCAACUUUUGCUCAUCAAAAUAAUGAUGUUGGAUAUUGUCAAGGUUUAAAUUAUAUUGCUGGCCUAUUAAUAUUAGCAACGAAAAGUGAGGAAUACAGUUUUUGGCUUUUAAAAGUGCUUGUUGAAAAUAUACUGCCAAAAUAUUACAUUAAAAGUAUGUCUGGUUUAUUAACAGAUCUUGCUGUUCUGGAUGAAUUGGUUGAAAUUAAUGAACCAAUUUUACAUAGGCACAUCAAAGCCAUUGGUAUGCCAUGGGCAGUAACAACAACUAAAUGGUUUAUUUGUAUAUAUUCAGAAGUUCUUCCCAUUGAAACAGUUCUUAGAAUUUGGGAUUGCAUUUUUUAUGAAGGUUCUAAAAUUAUAUUUCGUGUAGCAUUAACAUUAAUUAAAAUGCACAAAGCAGAAAUUUUAGAAUGCAAAGAUCUUGCAGACAUUGUAACCUGUUUCAAAAGUAUGGCACACAAUCCUAAAGUCAUUGAUUGCCACUAUUUUAUGUCAAGAAUUUUCAAGUUGCCUGGUAGGCUAUCGAACAAACAGUUAGAAGAACUCCGGAACAAACAUGCACUAGCUAAAUAAUCAUUAGGAACAAAAAUUAAACAUCUAGUCUUAUUUAUAUUAUAUAUUUUUGCAUAUCACA